This is a messenger RNA of Arctia plantaginis, 6423 nucleotides long. The record is from the annotation of a GenBank genome assembly. Lineage: Eukaryota; Metazoa; Arthropoda; Insecta; Lepidoptera; Erebidae.
AUGCAGCCACCACGGUUUAGUAUGCAACCAUCAUCAUCGAAUAGUGUGGUAAGGGAAGGCACAACAAAAAUUUUACAGUGUUCUGCAAUUGGUAUACCGCAGCCAAUGUAUCGUUGGUUAAGAAAUAAUGUACCGCUGGGCGAUUAUUCAUCAGAGUUGUUUUAUAAGAUUCACAAUACUCAGCGGAAGGAUGCCGGAGCGUACCAGUGUAUAGCGAAAAAUGAUGUCGGAGCAAUAUUCAGUGCAAAGAACAACAUUGUCGUCGCGUAUAUGGGAAUAUUUGAAAAUUUAGCAGAUACAGUUAUAAGUGUUGAAUCUGGUAGAGCGGCCAUACUACCUUUUCCUCAGAUAGAAUCUGAACCUCCGCCAUCAGUUAUAUGGCAAGAUGAAAACGGAUCUUUAAGAUACGACCAGAAAUAUGCAGUGACUGACAAGCACGAACUUGUCAUAUUGUGUACUUCACACGAAGAUGAGAAAGCAUACAGAGUACGUGCCAUAAAUACACAACUCGGAAAAGCUGAAAAUAGCCCCUAUAUACAAUUAAACGUUUUUGGAAACGACAGCAGAGAAAUUCCACCUGAAAUUAUUAUAAAACCUGAAGAUACUAAGAUAGUAAAAGGUCAAGAAUAUACUAGUUUAUAUUGUAUUGCAAACGCUAGACCUUUACACGAAUUGGAAACACUCUGGUUCAAAGAUGGGAUAAUGAUAGAUCUGGCGGGGAUCACAUUUGACUUGAAUGACCAGUGGAAUAGAACUUUAUCUCUUAUAUCAGCAAACUUAACUCAUACAGGACAGUACACGUGCCAAACCAGAUUAAAAACCGGAGGUUAUGCGACUGUUACAGCGUCGGCCUAUGUUACGGUAUUAGAGAAACCAGUGUUUCUUUCGAAUUUAAAAGCUGAAACUUUUGGUGAAUUCGGUAGUUCAAUAGUUUUAGAAUGUAAUGUUCAGGGUAUACCUCUACCUGGCAUUACAUGGUAUAAAGAUGCGAGAAAAAUUGCUAGCGUCGGCGCUGAUGCUGAAAACUUUGACAAUCCGGACGUUGACGACGGCGGUGGUAGAUAUCGGGUAGAAGUUGAUCGCUCACUUAUAAUUAAUGACCUAAAGAUGGAAGACACAGGAAUAUAUCAAUGUAUUGCAAACAACGAAGCUGGAGAAACAUCUAUUUAUACAUGGUUGAAAAUAAAGACGUCCCCGCCCAUAAUGCAGAGUGCACCGGCCAACCUGACAGUUCUUGACGGGAAGGAUGCCACCAUCACGUGCCGUGCAGUCGGAGCACCUAACCCCAACGUUACCUGGUACUUUAAUGAUUCUUUGAUCAUAAACCUCUCGGGACGACUGCAAGCGCUAGAGGAAGGUGACUUGUUAAUUACUAGUACUACUAAUGCGGACAGUGGAAAAUACACUUGUGUGAGAUCAAACGAUGCCGGCAACGUUUCAGGAGAAGCUUACCUUACUGUAUUAGUGAGAACUCAAAUAAUUGCCCCACCUGUAGAUACGCGCGUGUUAUUGGGUCACACUGCUACCUUACAAUGCAAAGUAUCGAACGACCCGAAUGUUAAAUUCAAUAUUGACUGGUUUCAUAAUAAACAACCUAUGACAGCCGGUUCUCGAGUAUGGGUGACAGCAGAUGGAGCACUACAAGUGCAGGCGGUGCGUGCGAGUGACGCGGGAGAAUAUACGUGUGUAGUGACGUCACCUGGGGGAAACCACACCCGACACGCACUUUUAUCGGUUAUCGAACUACCCUUUGCUCCUAAUAACGUUCGUGCCGUAAGAUUGGAUGCCGCAUCACAACGAGCUGUCAAUAUAUCCUGGACACCGGGUUUCGAUGGGAAUUCCCCCAUACAAAAGUUUAUUGUUCAAAGAAGAGUUGUUCCCGAAUUUGGUCCUACGCCCGACCCAUUGUUAAAUUGGAUAACAGAACCCAUGAACGUGUCUGCAAAUCAACGAUGGAUUCUUUUAACUACCUUAAAAGCGGCCACUUCAUAUCAGUUUAGAGUAUCAGCAGUCAACACAGUCGGAGAAGGCCCUGCAUCGGACCCUACUGAUGUCCUAACUUUGCCACAAGAAGCACCUUCUGGGCCUCCAGUAGGUUUUAUGGGAUCAGCGCGCUCUUCAUCAGAAAUAAUUACUCAAUGGCAGCCACCGCUCGAGGAACACAGAAACGGCCACAUUCUGGGGUAUGUGAUCAGAUACAGACUGCGCGGAUACGAGAACAGCCCCUGGACUUAUCAGAACAUUACUAACGAAGCGCAAAGAAAUUAUCUUAUACAAGACUUAAUAACCUGGAAAGACUACAACGUGCAAAUUGCAGCGUACAACGACAAGGGUGUGGGUGUCUUUUCAGAUAGUUAUACGAUUAAAACUAAAGAAGGUGUUCCAGAAGCUCCUCCUGACAGUGUUCGAUGUGAACCUUUUAAUUCAACAGCAUUAUCUGUCUGGUGGACACCACCGAACCCACAAAAAAUCAAUGGAAUUAAUCAGGGCUACAAACUACAAGCAUGGAUUUGGGAUGAAAAGGAAGGUACUAAUAUUGAACAAAAAUUAGUGAGCGUACCUCCAAACUUAUUAGAUCCUCUAACUGAACAAUCAGCGCUAAUAAGCGGUCUUGACAAGUUCACCGAAUAUAAUGUAACAGUAUUAUGUUUCACGGAACCUGGAGAUGGUCCUCAGAGUGACUAUGUGUUAGUCAGAACGAAGGAAGACAUACCGGAUGAAGUAGGAAGCCUACUGUUCGACGACAUAUCAGAUAGAGCAGUAAGGGUGUCUUGGAGUUCACCUAAAAAGUCCAAUGGUAUACUUAUGGGAUAUAAACUAUCAUAUCAAAUGAAAGAUGACAAUGACACUUAUAAGGAAGAGGUGUUACCCCCAAAUAUAACCAGUAUUAAAGUAGAGCAUCUGCAGGCCAGUACUCACUACAGAUUUUGGCUUUGUGCAAUGACGGCAGUAGGUGAAGGUCCAGCAUGGGCUGCUGUUAUUCAAUCUGGUGUUGAACCAGUGCUGCCUGAAGCGCCAAGGAACCUCGCACUGUCCAAUAUUGAAGCCUUUUCGGUACUUCUACAGUUUACACAAGGAUUCGAUGGCAAUUCUUCCAUAUCCCUAUGGACUGUACAAGCCCAAACAGCACGCAAUUCAUCGUGGGUGACAAUCUUCGAAGUCAACGCACCGGAAGCGCAGUCAAUACAUGUUACUGGUCUAAUUCCAUUCACAACAUACAGACUAAGAUUAAUCGCAACCAAUGUAGUUGGGUCAUCACCACCUUCGGAGCCUUGUAAAGAGUUUCAAACGAUUCAAGCCCCGCCUCAGCACGCACCCAAGAAUGUUACAGUUCGAGCUGUAAGCGCUACUAACCUGCGGGUUCGAUGGAUUCCUUUACAGCAAAGUGAAUGGUAUGGUAAUCCAAAAGGAUAUAACAUAACCUACACAAGAAGCGGUAGUAACGAUACAUUACAUAGUAUUAUAGAAGAUCAUACAGCAAAUUCGCAUAUACUUUCUAACUUAGAAGAAUGGUCGGUAUAUGAGAUACGUAUGACUGCUUUAAAUGAAGUGGGAACUUCAGCUGCUAGUCCUAUAUCUAUGGAAAGAACAAGAGAAGCAGUACCAUCACGGGGCCCUAUGGGGGUAUCGGCCAACGCCACAUCCUCUACUACAAUAGUGGUACUUUGGGGUGAAAUACCCUCUUCGGAUCAGAACGGUCUAAUCGAAGGAUACAAAGUGUGCUACGCAGCUGUAGUGCCUCCACCACGGCCAGAACAAAAAAAGGUGGAAUGUCAAGAGGUGCCAUCCAAUCAAACACACACAAUAACAUUGACAGAACUGAGGAAAUAUGUCGUAUAUCAAAUACAAGUGUUGGGUUACACGAGAUUAGGGGAUGGAGCCUUGAGUGAUCCACCAGUGACAGUGAGAACUUUUGAUGAUACUCCAGGUCCACCGUCUAAUGUCUCGUUUCCCGACGUCACGUUUACUAUGGCGCGUAUCAUUUGGAACGUGCCAGAAGACCCUAAUGGAGAAAUUUUGGCGUAUAAAGUUACCUAUCACCUCAAUAGUAGUACCCAGCAUGUAUUUUCUCGAGAAUUCCCGCCUUCGGGUCGCACAUUUAGAGCAACAGAAUUAUCUUCGGAACAUUACUACCAGUUUAGCGUGCGAGCGCAAACACGUUUGGGGUGGGGUGCGACUGCGCGGGUGUUGGUACUGACGACUGCAAACCGCGCUGCACCCGCACCACCACCUCGCCCUAACGUCUCUCGCUCAUUGUUGCAACCGCACCAUAUUACAUUCUCUUGGACACCUGGCGACGAUGGAUAUGCACCACUCAGAUACUACACUGUGCAACAAAAAGAAGAGGGGGGAACAUGGCAAACUAUCCCGGAACGUGUUGAUCCUUUUGUGACAUCAUACACCGCAGAAGGGCUAAAACCUUAUACAGCAUAUCAGUUCAGAAUAAGAGCGACAAAUGACAUUGGCCCUAGUCGAUACAGUAAUGCAACUGAAACAGUACGAACAUUACCAGCCGCUCCCAGUAAAGCUGUGGAGAACUUACAUGUGGUUCCAAUAACUCCGAGUAGUGUGCGGGUUCAGUGGACACCUCUCGGCGAACAACAUUGGAGCGGCGAUACGCGUACCGGUGGCUAUCGCGUUCGAUACCAGCCACUCACUGAUUUUCCCACUGCACUCCAACAAACCAUGAAACAGGACGUGAUGGGCAUCAAGAGCGAGGAGGUGGUGCUGACGGAUUUGGCGCUGGACCGCAACUACGAAAUCAGCGUGUGCGCCGUGAACUCGCAGGGCGCGGGCCCGGGCGGCACGCCGGCCGUGGUGUGGGUGGGCGAGGCCGUGCCUACCGCCUCGCCCCGGGACGUGCGCGCGCGCGCGCUCUCGCCCACCGAGGUCACGCUCGCCUGGACCCCGCCCACCACGCAGCAACAGAACGGGGACUUGCUUGGAUAUAAGAUUUUUUAUCUAGUAACGGAUUCGCCUGAGGAACCCGAACCUGGUCGUCGUAUCGAGGAGGAGAUUGAAGUUGUACCAGCAACAGCUAUCGCACAUUCCCUGGUUUUCCUUGACAAAUAUACACAGUAUCGCAUUCAGGUUUUAGCAUUCAAUGCGGCUGGCGAUGGUCCUAGAUCCACCGCGGUACUAGUUCGUACCCUUCAAGGUCUACCAUCGGCUCCGCGGAACAUAACUUUCACAGACAUUACGAUGAAUAGCCUCGUUGUAACAUGGCAGCCACCCUACCGACGCAACGGCCUCAUUCAGUCGUAUCUUGUAACCUAUGAGACAAUAGAACAAGACGAACGUUUCAGCAAGCAAGUGAAGCAGAAGGUAACGGAGACGCGGCUGGCGGUGGGUGGACUGGAGGAGGAGGUGGAGUACCGGUUCAGUGCGCGUGCCGUGACAGAGGGCGGCGGCGCGGGUGCGGCGGGGGCGGCGCGCGUGCGCACGGGCCCGCAGCCCGGCAGCCCGCAGGCGCCGCGCGAUCUGCUCCUCGCGCCCGAGCCCGCCGCGCUGCACCUGCGCUGGGCCAACGCCGCCUCGGGCAAAGGGCCUCUGCUGGGGUACUACUUCGAAGCCCGCCGCAAAGACGACACGAGAUGGGAAACUAUAACGAGAACCAGCAAUGGAAUGCUAGAAGAAUUUACAAUAUCAUAUCAGAGUCUUCUGCCGUCGACGGCCUAUUCCUUUAGAGUAAUAGCGUACAACAUGUACGGCAUCAGCAACCCGACUUACAGUGAGAAAGUCAUCGUAACUCCGUCGAAACUGUACUUAGAGUACGGAUAUCUGCAUUAUCGGCCGUUCUACCGCAGCACUUGGUUCAUGGUCGCCCUCGCUGCCGCUUCGAUCAUAAUAAUCAUUAUGGUCAUAGCUAUACUAUGCGUCAAGAGCAAAAGUUAUAAAUAUAAAAAAGAAGCUCAAAAAACAUUAGAAGAAUCUCUGGCGGGCGAGAGUGACGAGCGCGGCACGCUGGCCAUGGAGCUAUACCGCUCGCGCCAGAACUCCACGGCCAGCGCGGGCGGCGCCACGCUGCGGCGCGGCGCGGCGCUGGCCAAGUCGCCGCCGCGGCCCACGCCGCUGUCCGUCACCUACAGCGACGAGGAGAGCCUGCGCGCCUACGACGAGAACCCCGACGACUCGUCCGUCACCGAGAAGCCUUCCGAGAUGAGCUCCUCCGACUCCCAGAAUUCGGAGAGUGAAAACGAGAGUGUCAGGUCUGAACCCCAUUCAUUCGUAAACCACUAUGCGAACGUUAACGACACGCUGCGCCAGUCGUGGAAGCGGCAGCGGCCUGUCCGCAACUACUCCAGCUACACGGACUCUGAGCCCGAAGGUAGCGCGGUCGUUAGCCUCAACGGCGGUCAGAUCGUGAUGAACAAUAUGGCGCGGUCGAGGGCUCCCCUGCCCGGCUUCUCCUCGUUCGUAUGA